Molecule: messenger RNA, 2360 nt
Organism: Paramecium octaurelia
Lineage: Eukaryota; Ciliophora; Oligohymenophorea; Peniculida; Parameciidae
Source: the annotation of a GenBank genome assembly
AAUAUACAUAUUCUUCUCACUUAUCUACAGAGAUUGGGGAUGAAAAAAUGCAUCUGCAUAAAGAUAAACUGGUGCAAAAGAUAGUGGAGCAAAUUCAAUUGUUGAUCUCAAAUCCAAAUUAAGUAUAAAUUUCUUGUUGCCAUAUAAUAGCCAAAUGAAAGUGAUCAACAAUUCUACGAUUGCUUUAAAUAUGGAAUUGCUCAAUAAUACUUAUGUACUAUGAAAAAUAUAAAUUUAAGCUGAGAUAAUGUAAUAGGUUUAAACAAGUUCGAAUAUUGAUCAACCUAGAAAGGCAUUCUCGUAUUCGGUUUUCACUAAGAUGUCUUCUAUCCUAAUGAAUUACCAAUCUCAGUAGUAUAUGGUUGCUAUAAGAAUCAAUUAAUAAUUACACUUUUUGGCAAGAGACACCAUUAGAAUAAUUUAAGAGGUUUUUGAAGCACUUUAAUAUGUUGAAAAAGUGCAAUUGUGUGGCAAGGAUGCUUCCUUAAAAUAGUAUGAUAAAUACAUGAGAUAACUGGAUUAAUUGGUUUUUUUUUGGGAAUAAAUACACAUAUUAGAAAAUAGACCCAUAUUGUUUAAUAAGGAGAAUAUAUCAUCUCAAAUUUCCCAGUUACUAGAUCAAUGGUUGGACAUUUUAGUACAGAAAUUAAAUUUUUAGUAGAAAUCAUAGACGCUGAAACAAGCAGAAUCAUCAAAACCAGUUUAAGCGACUAAUAUCUAAACACAAGUAGACCAUAGAUUAAGAAUUGCUCACGAAAUGUUUGCAGGACUUGGCAGAGAUAAAGAUUAAAUAGCAGCUGUGUAAUUGUAUACAAAAUUGGCAGAAGAAAAUGAUGCUACAGCUUAAGCGAUUAUGGGACAAAUCUAUUUAGAAGGGAUUACUUGUCCAAAAGAUUAUGAUUAAGUUAACAUUUUAUUAAUCUUCUAGGCUUUCAAUUACUUUAAGAAGAGUGCUGAUCAAUAAAAUGCCUUCAGUUUAUAUCAUACUUCUAAAUUAGUUUUUGUAUCUAUUAAACUUUAUUUUAAGGAAGCCAAAGUCUAUGAUAAAUUCUAUGAUAGGGAUGAUAAUAACACAAUAACUAGCAAAAAUUCAAGCGAAGCAUAUAAUUCUGACUGCGCAUUUGCCUUGACUCUCCUAAAAAGGGCUGCAGAAUUAGACCAUUUAGAAUCUAUGAUUUACUUGGGAGAUCUGUAUAGCAAUGGACUCCAAUUAUAAGAUUGUAGAAUUUUAAUAAUAUUUUGAUUAGAUACUUUAGAGAGGGAUUAUCCAAAUGCUGAAUUUUAUUACAAAUAAGCUCAAAAUAAAAAUUCUAGUAAAGCAAUACAUAAAUUGGCUCUUCUUUAUUUAACUAUGUGCAAAUAAUCACAAUAUAAGGUAUUGAAUUUAAUGAUGAGUAGAAUCGCAGUCAAUUGAUCUAGCCUCUGUUAACUCAGGCCAAGAAUUAAGAUUAUUUGCCUGCCUUUUAUGAUUUAGGAUAACUGCUGUAUUAGGGAUUACAAGAUGAAAUAGAAUAGAACCUAGUUAUGGCUGAUUUAAUAUUUGAGUAGGGGUGCAUGAAAGGUGAUCUUAGAUGCGCUUAGAAGCUGCUCAAUUUAAGAUUUCAAGCAUUAAGAAAAAAUGAAGUUGGUAUUGAUGAUUUCUUUGGUUUACUUGAGUAAAUAGAGUAAGAGAACAAGGAUUGGACCAUUACUUAUUAUAUAAGAGGAAAGGUCUAUGAAAAAGGUCUUUAAGUAGAGAAAAACUAAAAGAAGGCCUAAGAAUAAUAUAGAUUAGGCUAUAUGAGAGGAUGCUAAAAAUGCAGAAUCUAGUUAGAUAAAAAUCAAAAAGAGACUAUGCCAACAGACAAUAAUCCAACCAAUUCUUAACAAUCUUCAUUAUAUUAAAGGCAAACCAUCAAUGGAUUCAUUGAACAAAUUAGAUAAUCUGAAAGGAAGAAAAAACCCUUUUAAAAAUAGAGAUAAGUUUCUAUUGGAAAUGUCCAAUCAAUUUUUAACAAUGUUGAAAAUGAUAUUUAAUCCACUAUGUAAACAAUAUUAGAUAUACCAUUUAGUCAGGAUGGACAUACAAGAAUGACAAUAAGUAUUACAAGACCUAAAAAUCAAACUGAUGAUAGAAAGAGAGGAGUAUCGGCUACUGAGUUACCACUCUAAGAUAUUGGUGGUAGUAUUCUGCUUUCACAGAUUAAAUUUCCUGAAAAAACUCAUCAGCAUUCUGUAUUUUGGUCACCUAGAUAGCCAUCUUAGUACUCUUAAUCUGGAUUAAAAAUUACUAAUUCUACUUCUAAAAAACGAUUCAACCUUAAUAAAAUUAGGCUUCAAAGCAAUAUACCUGAAAAUUGAGUUAUUUGACACUAAUAGCG